Silurus meridionalis is the source of this 2938-nucleotide messenger RNA. Its product is annotated as B-cell receptor CD22-like. Bases 327 to 1235 code for a protein of 302 amino acids. NCBI's taxonomy places the organism in Eukaryota, Metazoa, Chordata, Actinopteri, Siluriformes, Siluridae. The transcript is spliced from 8 exons. The record is from RefSeq and is a predicted model, not a curated record.
CACACACACACACACACACACACACACACACACACACCUGUUGUGUAAUAUGAUAUAUGACAGGUAUGUAGAGAUUUGGUACAUUAUUGUGUGUAGAUUUGCAGGUGAAGGUGGAUCCUAACACUGAAGGACAGAGAGAAGUAAAACUGACCUGUAGUUUCACCUGCAGUCUCAGUCCAUACAAUUUCCACUGGUACAAGAAUGGCCAAAAGUUAAAAACUACAAAUGACAACUUCAUUGUCCUCGACUCGACUAGUCUACAUGAUGAAGGCAGCUACUCCUGUAGGGCGUAUGAGAGUGAACGUCGCUCUCCUCCAGUGUGUGUAAUGAGUAAGGCGUGUUGGCGUGUGACUUACACUCCUGAUCAUGUGUGUGCUCUGAAAGGCACAUCGGUUGAUCUCUCCUGCUCUUAUACGCACCCUGCAGAACACACAGUGAGAACAUCAGUGUGGUUCAUUAAACAGAAGGCUGAUGAUGGUCCUGUAGAUGUGAGAGAGGGUGAGGAGUAUCAGGGCCGAGUGCAGGACACACAGAACUCUCAGAAUAACUGUAGUCUGAGAAUCACUAACCUGAGAGAGACAGAUGCUCAAACAUACAGAUUCAGAUUCUACACUGAUGGAUGUGAUUACACUGGAGAACCUGGAGUCACUCUGUCUGUUACAGAUCUGAAGGUUACAGUAUCAGACUGGAGAAAUGGGUAUAAAAAGCUGAGCUGCAUCACCACCUGCACUCUGUCUAACAAUCCCACUUACAUCUGGUACAAGAACGGACAGCGUGUUCCUGACCAGAACAGAAAUGAACUGGAUCUGGAUGGCAGCAGUGAUGGCAGCUACUCCUGUGCUGUAACAGGACAUGAGAAUCUUCACUCUCCUGCAGUCUAUUCCCCUAAAAACACCAGUGCAGAGGUUCUCCCAACUGGAGACCCAGUGGAGGGAGAUUCAGUGACUUUAAGCUGUAGCAGUGAUGCAAACCCUCCGGUUCUAAUCUACUUCUGGUUUAAGCAGAAGGCAGCUGCAGACACACUGCUAACAACAAGCCAGAAUUACAGCAUCAGCAACAUCAGCUCUCAGCACAGUGGACUCUACUACUGCACUGCUCACAACCAGCUGGGACACCAUGAAUCUACACCUGUACACCUGAAUGUGUUAGGAGGAAGAGAAGAGCAAACAGAGACACUGACUUUCAGAGGGCUCCGGCACCUGAAGGCGACACAUACACAACACUGCAGCUCAUGACGAUGUCCCCAGAUUAUGAUACUCUGCAAAAUAUUAAAAGCUCUGUCAAGAGCCAACAAUGAACCCUGCAGCCAUGUCCUUAAUUAUGACACACUGAUGUGUGUGGCUACUCUGCUCAGUCAGGAGAAUAUUAUUCAAAAAUUGACUUUUAGUUCACAUUGAGGAUCAUGAACACUACAGGAAGUAUGCAAGAGGUUAAGAAUAUGAGUUACACAGCAUCAAGACAUCAUAUUGUUAUUGAAGCAUCUCCUUUUUUUAAUUGUCUUUUCACAUUUUUAUAUAUCAAAUACAAGCACAUACAUAUAUAAUGUGUUAAGUGGCCUUCCUUUUUGCUCUAUAUUCUACCACUUCAGCUUUUUCUCCUCCUUGUUCAUUCACAUGCUUGAUUUCAGUUCAUGUGCACAUUGUUUCAGGCAGUUCUGUUCUGUUAAUCUCAUUUUUAUUACUCUAUUUUUAUCUUUAUUUUCCAUAAACAUUUUAUAGCUUUGCUGUUGUCUGAUCCUGUUUGUUGUUUUCAUGUGCUGUAAAACUGCACUGAAAAUCUGGUUAAUGAUGAUAACUGAUAAGUAAGCAGUUUCAACCUCGUUUAAAUAAAAAACUUACAAAAAGAAUAUCAUAAAAUGUAUGAGUUUAUAUAUCAAGUGUCAUGACUCAGGGGUUUUUGUAUUUGUAGUUAUUUUCUUUUACCACCAGAUGUCGCCUUUGCUCCUUCCAAAUGCUCAAUUGGCUCACCUGUUCCCAAUCUCCCACAGUCUAUAUAAGGUCCUUCUUUGUGGUAGCUUUUCACUUGCUUCCUAAUGUUGUAUGGUUUACUGAUAGUGGUUUGUUUCCCGUGUCCCCAGCAUCGUUUCAAUUGGCCUCUUUUAAAGUUUUCAAUAUAUUUUGCUUUUCUCUGCUUUUUUCUAGAAAAAGUAAUUGAGACAACUCUUCUUGAGUUCUUUAAGAAGAUUUUCGGUUUAAUAUUUUAUUUCUUGUCUUCUUUGUUUAUACUUGUUUUUUACUUUAUAAUCAAUACAUUAUGAAACCUUCCACCUUUUCAUUGAGUCUAUCUCUGAUUAGGUUCAUAUGCCGCUCUGUGCCACAUCUUUUAGUGGGUUUGUCUAUGAAGCCAUUGACCCUGGUUUAACUGUUUCAUAAAGAAAAUUAAAUCAUAUAAAAGAGUAUAUGUUUCUUAUUAUAGUUUUAAUACAAGCAUGAAUUUAAAGUAUAUAAAUUAGACAGUAGAUGCAAAAACACAUUGUUUAGAAAUUAUUUUAGUCAGGUGCAGGAAUAGUUAAAUGCAGUUCAAAGAAUAUGUAAUAUAAACUCUUUAUAUUUCUCAAAUUCAAUGUCACAAAUCAUUAUAAAUGACAAUUUCCUCUGCAAAUUAGUAGCGUAAACAUGUUAGCAUUUGUGACUGAAAUUAUAUCAUUGUGUUUGAGGCUCAUAGGCUGUUGCUAUGUGGUUGCUAUACUAAAUCUGUUGGCUGCUCGAUAUUAAAAUGGGUUACAAACAUAUUUCUCAAUACUUGUGGACUGUGCAACCUCCAGACUAAAAAUUCUGCACACUCGUGGCACAACUCUCAUCUGAGUUGUAAAAUAAUAGUCACUUCAGCAUCCUCGUUGUUGUGAAGAGCACAAGAGCAGUGAAGUGUGGCAGCAAAAGCCCACACAGUGAACAUCUUCUAUGGUCCUCAUACUUGUGUUGAUCUUUUUCUCUCAUUC